AUGAAGAACGAGAAUGAGAGUGCAAGUGUGAGUGAGAAUGAGAAUGAGAGUGAAAGUGUGAGUGAGAAUAAGAAUGAGAGUGAGAAUGAGAUUGAGAAUGAGAGUGUGAGUGAGAGUGAGAAUAAGAGCGAGAAUGAGUUUGAGAAUGAGAGUAUGAGUGAGGGUGAGAGUGAGAGUGAGAAUGAGAGUGUGAGCGAGAAUGUGAAUGAGAUUCAGCAUCCUUGUCAUCCGCAACAUCCCUUGGUGUUAGUGGCAGAGCAAAGCAAUGAAGGUCUCAAAGCUCACUGCGAUGGAUGUGGGGAACUGCUUUCAGUUCCAUGCUUCACUUGUAUUCAUUGCAAUUAUCACCUUCACAAGCAAUGUGCAGAGGCACCCCUUGAAAUUCCAAAUCACCCUCUACAUCCUGAGCACUCAGGCGUAGGUCUUUUUCUUCGACAAAGGCCACACGUUAAUGAUGACCUGAUGCUAUAUAUCUUUGUCCUGAUUGUCCAUUCAUCAUUCACAAGAAAUGCAUUGAUGAGUUACCCACUGAAAUUGAUCACCUUACACAUCGCUUACACCCUCUUAUUCUUAACCGUAGUGAUAGUGAUUACUUGUGCAACCCAUGCCAAAAGCAACAUUCCGGACCUUUUUACAGUUGUUCUCUUUGCCAUUUUAACAUCAAUGUUGAAUGUGCUUGGCCGAGGUCUACUGUUGAAGAUAGAAAUCGUCAUCAGCAUCCAUUCACCUUACUUAGCAGACAAGAUUCGUUCAAUUGUGAUGCAUGUGGCACUGAAGGAAAUUAUAUUUCAUAUAUAUGUUCAACAUGCAGCCUCAUGGUCCAUAAGGAUUGCACUUCACUCCCACGCAUCAUCAAGUUUUCUCGACAUGAUCACAGCAUUUUUCACAAACAUUUUCUUCAAACAUGAGAGCUUACAAGAGCAUCGAAGUUUGUACAAGGUAAUUGAGGAAGAAAAGCAAUGUGAGGAGCUUGAAGAAAAAUCUAUGCAGUCUGCCAUCAUUCGUAUUAUUGAGGUGAAUGAAGCUGGGGAAGCUACAAAAAUUGAGCAUUUUAGUCAUCAACAUUGCUUGGUGUUAGCAGACAAGAUGGAGGAGGAAAUUGAUAGAAAAUGUGAUGGGUGCAUGCUACCUGUCUCAAAUAUUUUCUAUUAUUGUUCAGAAUGCCCCUUUUUUCUUCAUAAAACCUGUGCUGAAUUGCCAAUAAGCAAGCAACAUUGGUUUCAUCAAAGCAAUGCCACCCUCAAUUUCCACACCUUCACGAAAUGUUACUUUUGCAGUCAAUAUUCUAGUGGUUUCUUCUAUAGAAUUAGAGGAUAUAUGGACAUGUGCUUAAGGUGUGCUAAAGUUGCUGAUAUCAUUGAAUGUGAAGGACACCAACACUUUCUCUUUUUUGAUUUCAAAUGCGAGGAGAAAUGUAAUGGUUGUGGCAAUAGGUGUUGGAAUGGUGCAUUCAGAUGUGGAAAGUGCAGAUUUGCUUUGGAUUUUGGAUGCUUAACAUUACCACAUUCAGCUCUUCACAAAAUUGAUGAACACAAGCUAAAGCUUACUUAUCAUGAUGAUAAGGAGCAAAGUUAUUGUGAUAUUUGUGAGCAAUAUAGAGAUCCAAGGCUUUGGUAUUAUUCUUGUUCAAUCUGUGAUACUUCUGCUCAUCCCGAAUGUGUUCUUGGAAAAUUUCCAUUUCUCAAUGAUGGGGUCACAUUUGCUUCUUAUGGUUAUCACAAUCAUCAUCAUGAUCUUAAUUUUUUUAGGGAGGUCGAGGGCUUCCCUGAAUGCUCUUAUUGUGGUAAGCUUUGCCAAGAAGAAAUUCUCAAGUGUGAAAACUCUACAUGCAACUUUAUUGUCCACUACAAAUGCCGGAGGGGUCACUAA
Molecule: messenger RNA, 1869 nt
Organism: Gossypium raimondii (Peruvian cotton)
Lineage: Eukaryota; Viridiplantae; Streptophyta; Magnoliopsida; Malvales; Malvaceae
Exons: 3
Coding region: 1-1869 (622 amino acids)
Source: RefSeq, a predicted model, not a curated record